Hansenula ciferrii is the source of this 1527-nucleotide messenger RNA. Its product is annotated as Arylsulfatase. Gene Ontology annotation, molecular function: arylsulfatase activity. The transcript has a single exon. NCBI's taxonomy places the organism in Eukaryota, Fungi, Ascomycota, Saccharomycetes, Phaffomycetales, Wickerhamomycetaceae. The record is from RefSeq and is a predicted model, not a curated record. Bases 1 to 1527 code for a protein of 508 amino acids.
AUGCUUUUAAGUGGUACAGACAAUCACAUAGCUGGUGUUGGUCAAAUGGGUGAAUCUGUUAGACAGUUUAAUGAGGAUUUGAAAGACAAACCAGGGUAUGAAGGUAUCUUACAUCAAAGAGUUGUGGCCUUAUCUGAAAUUUUAAAAGAAGAAGGUUACUUCAACACUAUUUCUGGAAAAUGGCAUCUUGGAUUGACAGAUGAGUCAAGUCCUACCGCAAAAGGUUUUGAGAAGUCAUUUGCAUUGCUACCGGGUGCUGGGAACCACUACAAAUACUUUCCAUUGGAUCCAACUACCGGUGAAACACCAAAUAAUUUUUUACCACCAUUAUUUGAACACGAUGGGGAAUUAUUUCAUGCUGGAAAACAACCUGGUCAUAUUCCAGAUGAUUACUAUAGUACCAAGUUUUUUACUGAUAAAUUAUUAGAGCAAUGGAACUCAACUGAUCGUAAGGGUCGUCCAUUUUUCAGUCUUUUGACAUAUACAGCCCCUCAUUGGCCUUUACAAGCACCCCAGGAUGUCAUUGAAAAGUAUAAAGGAGUUUACGAUAAAGGCCCAAGAGAACUUAGAGCUGCCCGUUUGAAAAAGGCUACACAAUUGGGAAUUAUAGCACCUAAUACUGUUCCUCAUGAAGUUCAUGUUAAACAUGGAUCUUGGGAAACUUUUGCAACAGAUAGAAAAGAGCGUGAGAAUAGAAUCAUGGAGACAUAUGCUGGGAUGGUUGAUGUGUUGGACAAACAAAUUGGUAGAGUUUUAGAUAAACUAGAGUCAGAAGGAGAGUUGGAUAAUACUUUCAUACUUUUCAUGUCAGAUAAUGGUGCUGAAGGUGCAAUAUGGGAGGCAUUUCCUCUGAAUGAUCAUAUCGCAUCAUUAUCAAACCAAUACUACAAUAAUAAACUAGAAAACAUUGGUAACAAGAACUCAUUUGUUUUCUAUUCAGACGAAUGGGCGCAAGCAGCUACAGCACCAAACUUUAUGUAUAAGUUUUAUUCUGCUGAGGGUGGUAUAAAGUGUCCUCUUAUAGUAUCUUACCCUAAACUGAUUUCUCAGAAUGCUGGAAAAAUUUCAAACUCUUUCUUAACAGUUAUGGAUAUUUUACCAACGGUACUAGAAAUAGCAGGUGUCGCACAUCCAGGUGAAGAAUUUAAAGGUAGAAAAGUUUCAACCCCGAUUGGUAAGACAUUCACUGGUGUUUUGAAAAAACCUGACGUUGAAAUCCAUACAUAUGAUGAUUCUAAAGCUAUUGGAUGGGAAUUAUUUGCACAAAGGGCUAUAAGAAGAGGUGACUGGAAGAUCACAUUCAUUCCAGAGCCUUUUGGUAGCAACUCGUGGGAAUUAUAUAAUGUGAAGAAUGAUCCAGGAGAAACACUAAAUUUGGCAACCAAGGAGCCAAAGAUCUUUGAAAAGUUAAAACACGAUUGGGCUAUUUAUGUUGCUGAAACUGGAUUAAUUGAAGUUUCCAUAAAUUCAGAGAUAAUAGCUAAAUAUCAUGCUCUUGAAAAUUCCAUUUUAGAAGAUAAUUUUUAA